This is a messenger RNA of Zea mays, 780 nucleotides long. RefSeq lists its product as uncharacterized. Lineage: Eukaryota; Viridiplantae; Streptophyta; Magnoliopsida; Poales; Poaceae. Gene Ontology annotation, molecular function: phenylpyruvate tautomerase activity. The transcript is spliced from 4 exons. The record is from RefSeq and is marked provisional. Bases 125 to 490 code for a protein of 121 amino acids.
AGAUUCCUUUCCCUUUCCGUUAGCAGGAUAGAGAGGGAGAGGAGCAGAAGAUAGCAGAGGGCCAGAGGCGCAGAAGGCAGUCGCGGACAGGAGGAAGAGGAAGAAGAAGCGGCAGCGAGCGAGGAUGCCGUGCCUGAACGUGUCGACCAACGUGAACCUGGAGGGGGUGGACACCUCCGCCAUCCUCGCCGAAGCCUCCAAGUCCGUCGCCAACAUCAUCGGCAAGCCCGAGGCCUACGUGAUGGUUGUUCUCAAGGGUUCGGUGCCUAUGGCAUUUGGAGGUACCCAGGAGCCAGCAGCUUACGGUGAGCUGGUUUCCAUCGGAGGCCUGAACCCUGAUGUGAACAAGAAGCUUAGUGCUGGCAUCGCUUCUAUCCUGGAGUCAAAGCUGUCUGUUCCCAAGUCACGCUUCUACCUCAAGUUCUAUGACUCGAAGGCUCAUCCUGCACAAGAAAAUGCUCAAUGUUUGCAUGCUUUGCAUCAAGAGUAGAUCAUCGCUCGGACUUCGGUUGGAACGGCUCCACCUUCUAGACUUGAGGUCUGCAGCUGAAAUAAAAGAAAUUCGUGGAAUCAUGGUACCUAAUGCCCAUGGCUAUUGCCUAUUAAGGACAAUGUCAUAAGAUGUGUCUUAAUCGGUGCUGAACUGAGAAACAGUAACUGUUGUCGUGGAACUGGAAGUGGGGUGCUGGCGUGUCAGAGUGCUUGCUUCCUACCUAGCAUAGCAUGCCUGUGCUAUCUUGUUAUUGGUAUUGGCUUGAUAUCAGUCUAUAUUAUCAUUUA